This is a messenger RNA of Dermacentor andersoni, 2959 nucleotides long. Its product is annotated as Golgi-associated plant pathogenesis-related protein 1-like. Gene Ontology annotation, cellular component: extracellular region. Lineage: Eukaryota; Metazoa; Arthropoda; Arachnida; Ixodida; Ixodidae. The record is from RefSeq and is a predicted model, not a curated record.
CUUGCCCGAGGGCUUUCUCCCCGUCGCGCAAAGCGAAUAAGCUCCGGCUAGUUCGUCUGUGUAUCAUCAGCCGCGGCCAUCGACUCGUGCCGAUCCGACCCGUGCACGUGGGACAGCAGUUGACACCGCUAUCGAAAGGGGACACGCCUCCAGUCUGACCAAUCACAAUGGGCCAGUGCUGUGGAAAAGAAGCGCCACGCGGCGGUCAGAUGUCUUCUGGCAACCACUCAUUCCAGCAGACAGUGACUCGCGUAGAUGGGGGCGUGGUCACCACCACCACCAGGACUCAGCGCAUCGUGCAGGUCUCUGAGACAUCGUCGGGAUUUCCGAACGACAUCUUCGAGAAAGGCUGCCAGGUGAAAAGGACCGUGGUGAAGCGCACAAUCAAGCAGCACGCGGACGGUACCGAGGAGGUGAUCGAGGACGUUGUCACCGACGACGGUGGCCCCGAAGUUCACGAAAAGUCCAAAAAAGGUAUCUUCGGCUUCCUAAGCGGCAAGAAAGACAAAAACAAGACAACUGUCGAGGAGCUGCCCAACGACCGACAGGCACUGGUCAAGCCCAUAGGCGAACGGAAGGCCCCGGCCAAGCCCCUCAGUGACAAGGAGUUCCGGCAAGACAGCCUCAAGUGGCACAACCACUACAGGGCCAUCCACGGUGUCCCGGCGCUCAAGCACAGUGAUGAGCUCUGCCGGUACGCGCAAGAAUGGGCUGAUACGCUGGCCAAGAAGGACACAUUUUGUCAUCGUCCGAACAACAAGUAUGGCGAGAACAUUUACAUGGCUUGGUCAUCGGACCCCACCAAGGUGGUGACAGGGCAAGAAGCAGUCGAUUCGUGGUAUAGCGAGAUCAAGCAGCACCAGUUCGGCUGCGAGCCGCGUAGCCUCGGCUCCGGUCAUUUCACGCAAGUUGUCUGGAAGGCCAGCACAGAGCUGGGCACGGCCCGCGCCCGCACAGCUACUGGCAAGCUGAUCGUUGUGGCCAACUACAACCCCGCAGGCAACCUCAUCGGAUCCUUCGCCCAGAAUGUGCCGCCGCCCAAGAAGUGAGCAUGGCGCCAUCGCAGAUGAGCGCAUGGCUGCUUUGCAAGAUUGUAUAUAUACGAGCUAUUGGAAAGUCUGCAUUUCCUGGUUCAGAAAGUUCGCUUACCAAAAAAUCCUUUCUGCACAGUAUUACCCGCAUUAUUACAAAUAAUCUUGGUGUCAAGUGCCAAUGUCAACGUAAGCAUUACUGCAGUGUCUAUGCACCGUUUUGGUCCAGUAAAGGAGAGCAUAAGCAUUAGAGAACAAAAUCCAAACAUAUGUUUACAACGACGCAUGAGAUGGUCUGCCAGAGCAGCGAAAUGUCUGUUUUUAGAACUGAAGGACACUAUGUGAUCGCAAAGUUUACGUGAGCUGUGUUUAAAAGUCGCUUAAAUACGUCUGCUUAGAUGCAAAUGUGAGUAGACACCAGUGUAUUCUAAAGCUGCCAUGACUAAGGCAUCAACCGCAAGUUUCUAAACCAUUAUUUUCAGAGCACAAACAUAUAUAUUUACUAUGUAAAUUGUAUCGUACCAGUGUUUUUGCACGUGUAAGCUUUUAAAGGUUUUUAUAUGUGCACUUGAGCUAUUAGUGCUUGACAUGUCACAUUCGCAUGAAGACACACUAAACAACUCUCAAAGAAAGAAUGCAGAGAGAGGCACAUGAGACUGGGCCAGUCAUAGAGCUGAUACCCUUUUCCCACCUUAUUUGUUUUGUUAAGCAUACACACUCAAAACUUAAUGAGAAGUGAAUGUUUAAAUUAAAGCGCUCCACAGCAGUUUUUGUUUUGAUGUAGAUUCUUCAUCCUGCCUUCAGGACAUUAUGGCUUCCUUUCUAAAAUCUGUGUGAGGCUUUUCCAUAUUCCUCUGCUUUUUCCAAGGCCAAAUAUACAGUUGCCAAAGUUGCAAAUGUAGUGUCUUGAGAAUUUAACUAUAAUAUUCUGACAACGAAUAAAAAUAAGCAAGGAAUCAUGACCUGUGUUAUAUUGUAACAUAGUUUCACUAAAUUUGUGGAAAAGAACUCCUGCUGGAGGAUAAAAGCAUACCAGUUGUCUCUACUUCAACAUUCCUGUAUGCAUUGGCAUCAGUAUUCUGUGUGAGUAGAUAAAGAGAUCUAUGCUGAUAAGUAAAUAACAGGUAGUGAGUGAGCAUGAUCAAUUUAGUAGCAAGAUCUCCAUUUCUGAACACUGCAUAAUGCAGGAAGCAUGCACUAUAAUUGGUCUCUAAUGAUGUGUACAUUGUAGCUGAAAUUGACGUCAAGGGCAGUUUUGUAACACAAGGCAAGAUGAUUUAUGUAUCUGGAUUGGUUGGUUUUACAAGAUGAGUGUUGUAGGGUGUGAAUGCCGAAAGACAACAAGACAACCUCCAAAUUGCAGUUUAAUGUUCAUGUUCCAUAUUGCAUUAACGUGGUUGUGACCACUUUAGCCUCUCAACAUGUGUGACAAGACUGAAUUUUAUAGAAUGUUAAAACCAAAAGCUUUUUUUUCAAAACACCCACUGCAUUUGAGUAGCCAUCACAGAUUUGCUACUGUUUGUUUUCAUGCCAAAUAGCAUGAAAACACGGAACUUGUAAAAAAGCUUCGUGUAGCUAUUUUUUUCACUUUAAGCAUCUCCUGAAUAUGAAAGGUGGGUUGUACUUGUGCCCAUGAUCAAACCUGCUGAAGUAUUACAGGGCAUUCAAAAGACAUUACAAAAUGAAGAAAGUAUAUUUGUGGGCUGUCUCAUUGCCACACAGUGAUCAUCGUAUAUUUCUGACUAAAGUGAUUGCAAGUAUCUUGUUUACUUGUAGCACACAACAUUCCUUGCUUAAGCACACACUAUGCCCAAUGUAUGAUAUUAUGGUUCGCUUUCGUGCGUUGGGUCAGAGACCAAAGAGUGGUGUAUUGUUUUUUCUAUGCCUUUUUUUGAGAAAUAAAGUUGUUUUGUUGGAUCAGUUUACAA